CCCUUGGCGCCCUCCUUCCCGACAUCCACUCCAUUUCCAAAAUGGCGCCAGCUAGGAAAAGUUCCCGCAAAACCGUGCAGGAGACCGUCACGACAACGGUGGUCCAGGCGCCCUCCACGCCCGUCUCACGGCGGGUCACCCCCGAGGACCUGCCCGCCAGUCCCCUGGGGGCCACCCCGAGGGGCGCCCUGCCCCAGGUCUACUCCACCCCGCACAAAAACUACGAUCUGACCGAGGAGGAUCUGAGUCGGAUCGCGGAAGAGGCGCAGUCGACCCUUCGGAACAGGGCUUCAUUGUACAACGCUGAGAAGACCGUGACCCGCCAGACACGGAGGCUGGUGACUCUUGUGAAGCCGACCACCCAGGGCCGUGCACGCCUGCUGUGGGCCAUCGCUUUCGUCCUACUGGCUCUACUGGUAGCAGGGGCUGUGCUGUACUGGAGGGGCUUCAUCUUUAACACAGUUACUCAAGAAAGCACGGUGGGCAAAGGAACCAAGCAGUGAAGACACACAGCUGUAAGACAUGCAGACAUCUUGGGGCCUCAGGUUAAGAAACAUCACCAACAAGGCAGCUCAACCUUCUCCAAGAACACAGUCGUAUGUUUACCUGUAUUCAAGACUCAAUACUGUAUUUUAGUAGCCUCCUAAACAGGCGUUUGGAGUCUGGCUUUUGUUUGGCAGUUUUUCUGAAGGCGUAUCACUGAUGAUAUCUGUUCUAUUGCACUCUGUUGUGUCAUAUUCAUAGUGCAAAAGAAAUGAUGCGCUAUCAGGAAAAGACUAUUUAGGCCAUUAAAAAGGCACACUCCUUUGAUAGUGUUUUAGCAGUUCUCAGGACUCUCACUUGAACCAUUCUUGUUCUGGUUGGAAAAUGUUACUUUUA
Molecule: messenger RNA, 879 nt
Organism: Branchiostoma floridae (Florida lancelet)
Lineage: Eukaryota; Metazoa; Chordata; Leptocardii; Amphioxiformes; Branchiostomatidae
Exons: 3
Coding region: 42-503 (153 amino acids)
Source: RefSeq, a predicted model, not a curated record